CAUGUCCGCCGGGGCCAGCGUGAGCACCCUGCAGCGCCUGGUGGAGCAGCUCAAGCUGGAGGCCGGCGUGGAGAGGAUCAAGGUCUCGCAGGCAGCCGCGGAGCUCCAGCAGUACUGCACGCAGAAUGCCUGCAAGGAUGCCCUGCUGUUCGGCGUGCCAGCUGGGAGCAAUCCCUUCCGGGAGCCCAGGUCCUGUGCUUUACUCUGAAGACUGGGGAGGAGUUCUGGGAAGCACACGGGCAAGGAUGACCGCCCACGUCUCAAGAAGAGUUUCCACAGCCAAAUCCCAUUCUCUGUUGCCUGGUCCUAGAGCCAAACUCUACAGAAAUCCAUUUUUGUAACCCUCACCCCCAAAUUUACUGAGCUGCAUCUCUCACCUCAUAGAACCUGCGUUGCUCCGCCGGGGAUAUGGGCAUGUUUUACUUACUGGGGGUUUACAUUUUAGGAGGGACGUUUUGUUUUCAAAAACUGAGAUUUGUAAUUUUCCUAAUAUUUUAUACUCUAAUAAAAUUUGUUCAUAAGAAUUUACUAUUACUAAAUGAAGACAAAGUAUAAAAUUGGGAGAAUAAUUGAUAUCUUGUUUUUUUUUUAAAAAAAGGAAAACAUUUUCAUUUCUCAAUGAAAUAUGGUCUUACUUUGACAGUAAACUUGGGAGAUGCUCUUAGCCAACUGAAAGAAUUGAUGUAGCGUCAGGUUGCCCAUCCUGGGUGAGGCUGGUUAGGUCUUUCCUUACUUCCUU
Messenger RNA from Chionomys nivalis (European snow vole), 739 nucleotides. Its product is annotated as guanine nucleotide-binding protein G(I)/G(S)/G(O) subunit gamma-10-like. Gene Ontology annotation, biological process: G protein-coupled receptor signaling pathway. The record is from RefSeq and is a predicted model, not a curated record. The transcript has a single exon. Bases 2 to 208 code for a protein of 68 amino acids. Lineage: Eukaryota; Metazoa; Chordata; Mammalia; Rodentia; Cricetidae. Gene Ontology annotation, cellular component: heterotrimeric G-protein complex. Gene Ontology annotation, molecular function: G-protein beta-subunit binding.